ACGAAGAACUAGACACAUUAAAAAGCUUUUACAGGAGCGGCGUGUUUACACUGGGAUUUACAGGCUCUACAGGUAAACUGGGUCUUUUGUUGAUCUUAAUGUUGACACUCUUAACGGAUGGGACAGUGAGGACAGGUAUAGAUCAGCUGAUCUUCAGUAUAAAAGAUGAGCAGGGCUGGAGAUCAGUGAGAACUCUGUAGAAGAACUGGGUUGUUUAUUAAAGCUCAGUUAAAACUCUAUUAUUCCACUGUUUUAUAUUUUUUAACUGGAUCGUAUUUAAUUUAAAAUUUAUUUAUUGUUAAUUCUUUAGUGUUUUGGUUUAAACCAAAUUUAUUGUAAUUUAUUUUAUUUUAAAAAGCUGCCUAUUUUAGUGUGUUUUUUUAUUUCUACAGAAGAUCAGGAUGAUGUCCACGCAAAGGAUUAUCAAAUAUUUCAAUAUUUUAUAUUCCUUAAUUGUGUUGAUUGGAUCGUCUGCAGCUUGUGAAUCUCGGCGUUGUCUGGCUGAAGAGUUUAUUAAGAGGAAACUGUACAGUUCUCCUCAGCCUCCGGAGUGUGUGGUUAACGUGAAUCUCACAUCCAUCCAGUAUCAGACUCUCUCUGUCGACACUAAAGUUAUGCAGUUAUCGAGCCGGAUUAAGAUUGACAUGGAGUGGAACGACCCAGAUCUUGCCUGGUCAGACUCACAGUACACGUUUGAUGAAAUCAUGCUGCCAUUUAAUAAGAUCUGGACUCCUGACCUCAGCGUGGACAAUGCGGUAUACCUGGACGUGAAGCCCGUCUCUAAUGAUAUACUGGUGAAGCAGGACGGCACUGUGAACUACGCCAUCCUCAUGUACUCCACGGUCGUGUGUGGGAUCAAUCUCUUCACCUAUCCUUUUGUUCAGGGUGAAUGUCCUGUAGCCAUCAAUGGAUGGAAUCAAAGCUCCUGUGGCCUGCAGCUGGAGUACGGCUCGCUGUAUUUUGUGGGAGGAGAUCGAGGGGAGUGGCAGACCGUGUCUGUAGAACUUUAUAAGAACCAAGCUGAUGAUAAUCACAACUAUCUUCAGGUCAGCAUGUCCAUUAACCCGUUUAACGCCCUGGUGUCCCUGGUCCUGCCCAGUGCGCUGAUCAUGCUGGCUGAUCUGGUGAGUUUCGCUCUGCCGCUGGAAGGAGGAAGGCGCAGCUCCUUUAAAAUCACGCUGGUGCUGAGCUUCACCAUGUUCCUCCUCAUCCUCACCAACCACCUGCCCAGCGGCGAACACUGCAACCCUCUGAUACGUUAUCACUUCUGUUUCUGUCUGUUCGUGCUGGUGCUCAGUAUGCUGAUGUCGAUGGUGUUCACAAAGCUGGCAGCAGAUGGCACCAUCAACCCAUUCAAACUCCAAAAGAUGCCCAGAUCAGAUCUCAGUGUGAACUGUGCCGUAACGAAAUCAUCCGCCCUGAACAAAGAGGAGGAUUCUCUGGAGAAGAUCGGGAGUUUUUUGGAGAACAUGGAUAAAGAGGAGAAGAUGAUGAAGGAGAGGCAGAUCUACACAAACAAUCUGGAUAAAAUCUGCCUGUGGAUUUAUUUAAUCCUCGAUAUCGUCUACAGUUUAUGUAUUCUCAUUUUAACUAGAACAGCGAUGUGUAACUUUAAUAAUCUUGAUUUCUGGAACUAA
Molecule: messenger RNA, 1637 nt
Organism: Astyanax mexicanus (Mexican tetra)
Lineage: Eukaryota; Metazoa; Chordata; Actinopteri; Characiformes; Acestrorhamphidae
Product: 5-hydroxytryptamine receptor 3A
Exons: 9
Coding region: 402-1637 (411 amino acids)
Biological process (GO): chemical synaptic transmission; signal transduction; monoatomic ion transmembrane transport
Cellular component (GO): synapse; membrane; neuron projection
Molecular function (GO): transmembrane signaling receptor activity; extracellular ligand-gated monoatomic ion channel activity; neurotransmitter receptor activity
Source: RefSeq, a predicted model, not a curated record